CUGUGAUACAGAGCCAUUGUGUGUUUUCCAGACAGGAAGCAAUGACCAAACAGAUGGCACAGGGAUGAGCCUGGGCAAGAAGAAGGGAGUGAGGGUGACUGGAAAAUAUGAACCUGCGGUGGACUGGAGCGGUACAGGAGAAGGUCCAUCCAUAGUCCACUCUCCCACCAGCCCCCAAAUACCUACAGAUGCCCCCACAGUUAUUUCCAUCAGCCCUCUGUCUCCCAGGCCAUCAGAGAAAUUAGAUGAUCCCAAAAUGGAUGAAGACUCUCAGGCCAGAGUGUCCUUUAGUGAGAUGGGUGUCCCCCGGCAAACGAUGGAGGAGCUGAAGACCAUCCUGAGGGAGAGUCCUCUGCUCAGCACGAGAGGAAAAGAUGAUGGAAAACCAGGAGUUCCCUUCACAUACCUUCACGGAAGCAGCAGCAGUGGUGGAGGAGGACUUGGAGGACAGCAGGACGAUGGAAACCCUCACAGGACAUUCAGCACCUUCAGACCUCAAGCUGAUGCUUCCAGAAGGGGGGCCAGGUCCAGAUCCAGCACAUCUAUUCAGUUGCCUUCCACUAUGGAUUCAUCCAGCUCAUUCCAGUCCACUGCCAACACAAAUAGGCAGCCUGGUGUGAGGACAUAUGCACAUACAAGCAGCGGCUCCUGGGGAGGGACCGGAGACUCUCAUUCAGAUAACGGAAACGAGACCAUUGAGCUUUCUGGGAACCAGAGGUUUAUCGCAGCCAUGGAGCAGAUCAAGCAGCAGAUUGCCCGAGAAAACAUCAACUUCGUCCGCUUUGAGGCCACCGAUCUCCACGGGGUGUCAAGGUCCAAGACAGUGCCUGUCCGCUUCUUCCAUGAGAAGGCAGUGUAUGGGGUACCCAUGCCAAGAAGCUACUUGGAGCUGACCCUGAGCCCAAAGAGCAACGAGGUGGACCAUGCCAACACGGCUAACUUCAGCAGUGAUAUUCUUCUGAUCCCUGACCUUUCAACCUUCAGGGUCCUACCCUGGGCUGAGCAGACAGCUCGGGUCAUCUGCGACCCCUGCACCGUAACAGGAAGCCCCCUUCGCACUUCCCCUCGCCUCAUUGCCAAACAGCUCCUUGGCCAGCUCCAAAGCCUGGGAUUCUCCCUGCACUCGUCCUUCACCUAUGAAUGCUGCGUCCUGGGAGCGCCCGAGCGGAUUGGACCAAAGACGCUUCUGUUUCCUGCCACCACCCUUCUCAGCAACCAUGACCUGCCUAUCUUCCAGCAGCUGGUGGACAGCAUGUACUGCAUGGGUGCAGACAUAGACAGCAUCGCGUCUGCAACGGGCCCCGGCCAGAUAGAGAUCAACUUGAGGCCGGAGUUUGGGAUUUCUGCUGCUGAUAGUGCUUUCACCUUCCGCACUGGCAUCAAAGAAAUGGCUCGCAAACACAGCUAUAUUGCCAGCUUUUUCACUGAUGACGGUCUGUACAACGCUGGUGUGCUCUCUCACAGUCUUUGGGACGCCAACGGGCGCCGUAGCCUCUUCCACUGUGGCGAGAAGGCAGGCGACCUUUCUGAGAUUGGUAGGAAAUGGCUGGCUGGGCUCCUCACCCACUCUGCUGCCCUAAGCUGCUUGAUGUCGCCCGGCCUCGGCUGCCGGAGCCACAUCGCCAAGACCAUCAAAGACCCCAAACGGAUGCUGUACGCCACCUGCGGCAGCAACGACAACAGCAGCUCUUUUAACAUCAAGUGUCAUGGCGGGAGGGAGAUGCACAUUGACAACAAGCUGGGCUCGGCCAUGGCCAACCCCUACAUCGUACUGGCUGCUACCGUGGCUGCAGGGCUUGAUGGCAUCAGGAGAAACCUGAACAUCGAGAGCAGUCUGAACAAGGCGCCCAUCCAGCAGAAGGAGUUUGCCAUCCCCGUGAAGCUUGAUGACGCUCUGGAGACGCUGGCGGAGGACCACGUCAUCCGCAGCGCCCUCGGAGAGCCGUUUGUUCAGUAUUUCAUCGCCAUGAAAAAGUUUGAGAUUGAAACCCAGGAACUGGAUGAUGAGAGGAACAAAUGCCUGGAGUAUUUCAUUUAAACAUCCUCCUUGUUUCAUGAUGGAUGAAGCUCACCUCCACCUGCCACACAAACUGGAGGAAGAGAAACAGCUGCAAGGAAAUACGUUUUUAUUUUAUAUAUAAAAUGAAUAGGUUACAUUAUUAUUAUUAUUAAUAAUAAUAA
Melanotaenia boesemani (Boeseman's rainbowfish) is the source of this 2181-nucleotide messenger RNA. RefSeq names its product lengsin, lens protein with glutamine synthetase domain (gene lgsn). The record is from RefSeq and is a predicted model, not a curated record. Gene Ontology annotation, cellular component: cytoplasm; membrane. Lineage: Eukaryota; Metazoa; Chordata; Actinopteri; Atheriniformes; Melanotaeniidae. Gene Ontology annotation, molecular function: glutamine synthetase activity. Bases 65 to 2038 code for a protein of 657 amino acids. The transcript has 3 exons. Gene Ontology annotation, biological process: lens morphogenesis in camera-type eye.